GUUCUCUCAGCCCGUUGUCUUCAAUCAAAUUAGCUCUCUGCUCUUUUUAAAUCGAAGAGAUGGCUACUGCUGCUGUUCAGAGACCGCAUGACGUCUCCACGACGCUGAACUACUUCACACCAACCGACAACGAGGCACCGUACAAUUACUCAUUGUAUGUUGACCCUCCUGAGGGCAAGCCGAGGAGUAACGUCGGUCAGGAGCCACACCCAGCUACCAUCCACGACGUGCGUGGAAAGGAGGACUCCGUCGGCCUUGAUAAGACGGGCUUCCAGUUUGCAAAGCACAAGAGUAGCGAAACGGAGUUCCGGGACGAGGAGAGAAUUAAGAAUGUAUAUUAUAAGGAAGUGGAGGAGCUGCUAAAGAAGGAAACGGGUGCAAAAAGGGUUUUCAUUUUCGAUCAUACAAUCCGUCGCGAUUACGAUAAAUUAGAGGGUACACAAAAGAUUGUUCGCGGACCAGCAACACGUGUACACGUCGACCAAACCUUCAAGGCCUCCAUCGCACGCGUGUAUCAUCAUCUCGGGGCCGAUGCCGAACGCCUCGCGAAGGGCAGAGUCCGCAUCAUUAACGUCUGGCGUCCAAUCGGCGCUCCGGUUGCGCACUACCCGCUUGCUGUAGCUGACUAUCGCACCGUUAACGUCGAUCAUGACCUCGUCCCUACCAAACUCAUCUACCCCGACCGCGUCGGCGAGACGUUCUCUGUCAAAUACAACCCAGAGUUGCAGUGGUAUUAUCUGAGUGGACAGACGCCGGAGGAGGUGACGUUGAUUAAAUGCUUCGAUUCGGACGAGGAUAAGGCGAGAUUGACUCCUCAUACCGCUUUUGUGGAUACGUCUGACCCUGCAGACGCGCCGAAGAGGCAGUCGAUUGAAGUUAGGACGUUGGUGUUUGACGAGGAGUGAAUGAUCGGGAAGAGCGGAUCAUGGCUUCUGUAUGGAUUUAUUAUAGCUCUCCUUGAUAUCAGUUCCUUGAAUCCUUCACAUCGGAUGAACUGUGUAUGUAAACUUUCUGAGUGCAGUUUAUCUAACAUUGUGUCUAUUUCCG
Messenger RNA from Fomitiporia mediterranea MF3/22, 1047 nucleotides. RefSeq lists its product as uncharacterized. The coding region runs from base 60 to 905 and encodes 281 amino acids. Lineage: Eukaryota; Fungi; Basidiomycota; Agaricomycetes; Hymenochaetales; Hymenochaetaceae. The transcript has 2 exons. Gene Ontology annotation, molecular function: oxidoreductase activity. The record is from RefSeq and is a predicted model, not a curated record.